AUGGCCAAUCCUCAAACCUCGACGAAGCCGAUGAUGCAGCACAAGAAUGGUACUAUACUACAUGUAUCUCGCAGCAUCAUAUUCCAGGACAUGGCUGAUAAUUAUUCCCAGUUGCUGGCGGCAUGCUUGCUCUCUUCUCCAAAAACCCUCCCGUAGGCGUCUACAAAGAUGGCUAUUGCCGCUCAGGCGAUGACGACAAGGACAACCAUUCGAUCGCCGUAACCAUAACGCCCCAUUUUUCGAAAUCCGAAUACGCCACGCCUGAUAUCGAGAAACUAAAAGAGGGUGAUCGAACCUGCCUCGCAGCCCAGCACUUCGCAGAUGCGAUGAGAGCCGCGGAAGAAGGGAAGUUCGACAAGGCAGCUGUGCCCAAAGUGCAUCUUCAUGCUUCACACGACAAGGCAUUGGAGGUGGUGAGCUACAAGGAUCUGAAGAAGUAUGCCGCGGAGCCGGAGGCUUUCACCCAACAGGGACGACAAGAAGCGCAUCACGUUCCUGAUUCGAAUCGUGGCCUAGCGCGGCAAAGUCAGAGCAUUGGUGGGGAUCAGCCGACCCUUGCACCAGGCGCGGGCAAGAAUCAAGGCAAGGCUGGAGAGGUGACAGGCACAAGUGGACAAAGGGGAUAG
Molecule: messenger RNA, 626 nt
Organism: Lecanosticta acicola
Lineage: Eukaryota; Fungi; Ascomycota; Dothideomycetes; Mycosphaerellales; Mycosphaerellaceae
Source: the annotation of a GenBank genome assembly